Molecule: messenger RNA, 4546 nt
Organism: Ceratitis capitata (Mediterranean fruit fly)
Lineage: Eukaryota; Metazoa; Arthropoda; Insecta; Diptera; Tephritidae
Gene: cwo
Product: transcription factor cwo
Exons: 5
Coding region: 2385-4370 (661 amino acids)
Biological process (GO): regulation of transcription by RNA polymerase II; anterior/posterior pattern specification; regulation of neurogenesis
Cellular component (GO): nucleus
Molecular function (GO): DNA-binding transcription factor activity, RNA polymerase II-specific; protein dimerization activity; RNA polymerase II cis-regulatory region sequence-specific DNA binding
Source: RefSeq, a predicted model, not a curated record
UUCCGUUCAAUUCAUUUCAGUUGAGAUUGUGCUGUCACACGGUAGGGCGUUAAAUUUCCACGCGUUUAUAAUUUAUUCAUUACAGCAAGUGUAAAGCUGAUACAAAAUUGGUUACAUCCGCUUUUUACAAAAUGUGUAUUAUCAUUUAGAAUGGAUAGUGUUAAAAAAUGAUAUAUAAAUAAUAUUCAAAGCUGCAGAUUAAAAAAAAAGUUGUAAAAUUCUCACAUUCCACUUCGUAGCAGGCAGUUGAAAAUUAAAAAAAAAAUCUUUUGAGCAACUGGUGCAAACCCAUUUGGAAAAGAUAUAUACAUAUAUAUGUACUCGUAAGAAAAGGAAAAAAGAGUAUAAAGAGACGUGAAAAGUUCAGUAAAACUGGACAAAAAUACAAAGUACAAAAAACCAAAAACUGCAACAAAAAAAAAAACGAAAAGGAAUAUUUGAACAACGUAAACGUGACAAAUUGAAAAACGUUUACAUACAUAUAUAAUACACACAUUUGUAUGUGCAUUCAUACAUACCUACACUGAUGAAAGCUUUCCACUGAGGAAACGUUAAAUGAAAUAAAAGUUCGUGUGCUACUUGCUGCCACAGAUAUCUUGAAAAAUCACGUUUUCGCCAGUUUUUUUCACGUUUUACUUUCGUAAAUUUAAUUUUUAGUACGCGCCGCAUCUGGGAGGCGAUUCAAGGUUUUUGUACGAAAUAAAACUAACUAAUAAAAGUGGAAACGAAUAACACGAAACAAAUAAAAAAAGCUUAUAAGCUAAAUACAAGACGAAAAAGUAAUUCGGGCGGUGUCAUUGCAAUCGUUGUUGCCGUCGCAGUUGCUGUUUUCGAGUCAUAGUUGCUACCACUGUAUUAUUUACACGUCUGGGUGGAAAAUUCCAAAUGAAAAUUGACAAAUUAAUAAAGAAAACAAAAAUAUUUAUUCACAUAAUUAACUAAUCAAGGUGAAGAUAAUUUAUAUAAUUUAAAAAUUCUUAAUCAUUGUGUGUGCUGUUCUUGUGAAAUUAUUCACAUAAAUAAUAUUAAAUGUUCCUGGCUAAAGAAAUGAUGUAAAUCUGCAUUGAACUAAUAGUGCAACAAAAUUUGUAUUAACAACAGCAAAUACCACCUAUAAAAAAAUUUGUAUUUGUAUGCAGUUACCGAGUGCACUUUAGUAUAUAUAAAUAACUUAAAAAAAUCUGUAUACCUCUUUGCAUUAAUUUAUAUACAUAUGCAUUUGAGUAUACCCAUACACAAACAUAAGGAGAUAACAAAAUAUAAAAAUAUCUACGCCAUUAAUAUCAGAAAAGUGUUAUCAGUGCAGUACAAUUUUUAAAAACUACACAAUCACGAUACUUACUACGUACUUACGUACAUGUGCUCAAUGUUCUCCGCGCUAGUAGAUUUGUAAAGCAAGGAAUACAGUUAAAAUAAAUGUGUAUUUUGGUUAAUUUCCUCAAAAAGUGUUAAAUACAACUGUGACAAAGAGGUUCUUAAUAAAUAAUAAAUAUGUAUAUACUACACACACGUACAUAUGUAAAUCUGUAAAAGUGCAUCCAGUGAACUUAAGUUAAUAAAUUAAAUAGUUUAAAUAGAAAAUGAAUUAACUGGAAUCUGUGAAAAAGUGAAAUGUUAUGUUAAAUUCAGAUACAAGACGACAAGUACAUGAUUUAAUUGCCUGCCGAUAUUGGGAUCAUUUUUGGAUAUUUUCAACCGUUCAAUAGUGAAAAUUGUGGUGUCGGCUAGCUAAGUGUUUUAUAAUAACUAUUUAAUAAGAAAAUAAUAUUCAUUAACCUAAAACACGAAUCCGAAUAAUAAAAAAGUGAAAUUGUGAUAAUCUAGUACCUGUUCCCGGGAGACGGAAGCUUUCUUCCUACACACACUCCUAUUUUCUCGUAACACGAAUUUCGGUUAAGUGCAUUAUCUUAUCUAGAAAUAAAAAAAAUCAAAAAAACAGAUAAUAAAGUAAAAAAUUUAAAGGGGAAUUCCAACCACCGUAAACUUAUGUAUUACCUGCAACAAUACAGCAAACACGUGUAUUUAAAGUGAAAUAUAAAACAGUAAAACAAUUGAUACCUACACGCAGUGAAAACCGACCUGAAAAGUUUUACAUUGCGAAAAAUCACGACGACAACCUGUUACCCCAUCGAGUUUGCAACAACCUUCAAAAGGGAAAUUUUCGUCCGCCAGCCAAGCGGUAAAAAAAGUAUAGGGAACACAACCACGCCGACAUCAUUGCGAGCCUUACAACGAAGACGACCACCAUUGCAAACCACACUCUUGUAACGGCUGUUCGAAGUGCUGCUGCUGCUGCUGUUGUUGUUCCCAGUCAGCCAACGACAAUUGCCAUCAUUCCACCUCAACUGCAACCAGCAAAUAGCAACAAAAUUAAGUACGAAGUUAUGGAAUCGUAUUGGGGCGAAGCGAAUGGACACGCUCCACAUUCGGUUAAGUAUGAAAGCGAAGCAGCAGUAUCCAGUUUUCCUUAUUGCACAGAAUCUAGCUUAAAUUUUUCCACAUCAGCUACAGCGUACAGCGAGGAUGAUGCAGAAUAUGCCACCGGAAGACGUAAUAAAACUUCGAGGCAAGAUCCAUUGUCACAUCGCAUCAUUGAGAAGCGUCGACGCGAUCGCAUGAAUUCCUGUCUGGCUGAUCUCUCACGUCUCAUACCGCCGCAGUAUCAACGUAAGGGUCGUGGACGCAUAGAGAAAACUGAGAUCAUCGAAAUGGCCAUCAGACAUCUGAAGCAUUUGCAAAGCGAGUGUCUACAGAAAGAGAACGAGUAUCGCAUGGGUUAUACGGAUUGCAUGAAGGAGGCGGCAAAGUUCCUCUACGAGAGUCAUAUGGAGGAGUUUUGUUAUCGUUUAGUUGCACGCCUGCAGGAGCAUUGCGUAGAGUUGAUGAAGAAUGAUUGCUACAAAUCGCGCAACUGUCAUAUACCCGACAAUGUGAGCGCUUCGAGCGGUAGUCCGCAUCAAGCUUAUCAUGCCGCACCGCCGCUCUGUCAAUUGCGCGACAUGCUAGGCAGCUCGGAUAUCGAGCAGAGCAAUGAUCAUAAUGAUGUGAAGGAUUUGAGUUUCCGCAAUCAUUUGAAUCAGUUGCAACGUAAUGCCGCUGCUGCUGCGGCAGCAGCUGCAGCAGUGUCCAAUAACACUAACACCAGCGUCGUACAUGAACAUAGUAGCAGCGGCAGUCAGAACAAUGCUGCCAGCAAUUCGACUACUUCAUCAACGACAGUGUCUUUGAAUAAUGCCACCAGUACGACGGCGGUCACAACUAAUGGCUGUGUCCUGGUAGGGGGUGGUGUGGCUGCAGGUAGCUCACCGCUGCGUCCCCAUCAGGCACCAGUUAUUACGUCGACAGGCCCGGGUACACUGAACCAUCAUAACGAAUCCAGCAAUCAUGAUUUUGAGUCAUCACGUGAACCGCUCUUGCACACUGACACCUCAAAUAUGCACUCACCACCGCCGCGAGACUCACUUUUGCAUCAUCAUGCGCAUCUGAGCCAUCAUCAGCACACUUCGGAUAGUUUGUUGUCGGCGCGCAUGCGUAAUUUCUCCGAAUCCUCGCAUGACAUUGAGCACAACAACAACUACAAGUACAAGAAUCACAUAAAAGAGCGCUUCAAUCACGAGCUACAUGAUGAGGAAACGUCUAGCGAACAUUGUCCAGCGCCGCCGCUGCUCCAGAGCGAGCACUCGCACACACACUCCUUGUCCGAACAUUCAAAGGACGGCACUGAGCCGGAAAUAGCACCCAUCAUGGCGAAGAAGCGUAAAAUGGCUGAAGCGGCAGCGGCGGCGGCGGCGGCAGCAGCAGCCGUUGGCAACGUGAACAGUAAUAGCACGCUGGAUGACUGCGAUACACGUCCGUUGCCAUCUGUGUGCACGCCCAACACCAACAAUGGUUUGCUAAGUACACGCGAUGAAAAGUCUUUCAGUUUCGCCGAUAUCAAGACCGAAUUGAGCGCACCGGCCGGCUUGCUGAGCGCAAAGACACACCUGGGUACACCGAGCAGCACCACCAACAUUUCACCCAACUUGCAAUCGGCGCGUUCAUUCGCUGUGCCCAUUUUUGCUCUGCACGGUCAGGGUACCUACUACAUACCGCUCAAUGUUGACUACAAUGUAUUGGUGCCGUUCCUUAAUGGUGCUGAUUUGCUGGAGAAAAACUACGCAACGAUGCCGGUGGUGCAUCCAAUUAAUAUCAAUGUCAACUUCAUGCCCACUACGCCAUCAUCAUCGCUACUAGCCGCCGCUGCAGCUGCGGCUGCGGUAGCGGCAGGCAAACAACAGUUACCGCCUAUCAAUGGCACAGUCUCCUCGACGGCAGCGGCUGCCGCAGCUGUGGCCAAGGCCAAAUUGGAGAGCAUCAGCAAUGGCUGGUAAAAUGAUAUCGCAAAAUUAUCUCAGAAGCAGUUAAAGUAAAAAGUAACAACAAAAAUUUAACUAAUACCAGCACAGAAACAAAUGAAACGUACGUAAUUACGAUACGUACGAAAGAAUGUGGUGCAUCAGCUUGCCAUGCGGCUGGUCGUAUGUCUGAAGGACAACAACCACAUCUC